AUGAGGGUACCGUGUCGGCGUCUACAUCCACAACUUUCUGCAAAAGGCACUCGGCGACCGUUCCAAUACAGCUCCUCCAAUUCCAUCGACGACCAACACCGUUCCAGUCAUUUGGAUGCUUUGCCGGGUCGACUCAUUGUCGUCCGACAUGGCCAAUCCGUCUGGAACAAGGGGUCGAAUCAGUUGGAACGCUUCACGGGCUGGACCAACGUCGGUCUUUCGGAAAACGGUCAACGACAAGCGGUACAAGCCGCUCGGAAGUUGCACGGGUACUCGAUCGAUUGUGCCUACGUGAGUCUCCUCCAGCGGUCCCAAACCACGUUGCGACUUAUGCUAGAGGAACUGAAUGAUCAAGGGCGUCGGAGUGAAGGCUACGACGAUUUGACAACCGACAUUCCCGUAAUAUCUUCUUGGAGAUUGAACGAGCGCCACUACGGAGCGUUGACGGGACAAUCGAAACUCCAAGCCGAACAGCUGUUCGGCAAGGCCCAGCUAGACCUUUGGCGUUAUUCGUACAAAAUUCCUCCGCCACCCAUGGAUCCGGACACGUUUUCGUCGUGGAAGCAUCAAGCCCAUUGCCAAAUGGCAACUUACAUACAUCAUCGGCACAAUCGUAGUCGCGUGAUAGAAAAGGGCAAUUCUGUCUGGGAUUCGUCGCGUGCCGUCAUGCCCCGCUCGGAAGCCUUUUUUGACGUCCUCCAACGCAUCGUACCGUUGUGGAAAUACGGCAUAGCACCGCGUUUGGCGCGUGGAGAAACGGUACUGCUGGUGGGGCACGCCAACUCCGUCAAGGCGCUACUGUGUCUUUUGGAUCCCCACACGGUCACGCCAACGUCCAUUGGCGCGUUGAAAAUUCCGAACACCACUCCACUCGUCUACCAAUUGAUCCGGGACUACCCCGGAGCAUCGACCUCCGUGCCGGCAUCCUUCCCAGUCCUUGGCGACCUCCGCGUAGUAAUACCUCCGUCAAAUUCAACGCGGUAUCCACUCAGCGGGACAUGGCUCGAAGACCCGCCGGUUGCUCGCGACGCUGGGACGGCCGUGGAGGAGCCCAAUGCCAGUGUUCUCGGGUAA
Molecule: messenger RNA, 1074 nt
Organism: Phaeodactylum tricornutum CCAP 1055/1
Lineage: Eukaryota; Bacillariophyta; Bacillariophyceae; Surirellales; Neidiaceae
Product: phosphoglycerate mutase
Exons: 1
Coding region: 1-1074 (357 amino acids)
Biological process (GO): glycolytic process
Molecular function (GO): intramolecular phosphotransferase activity
Source: RefSeq, a predicted model, not a curated record